Rotaria socialis is the source of this 351-nucleotide messenger RNA. The record is from the annotation of a GenBank genome assembly. NCBI's taxonomy places the organism in Eukaryota, Metazoa, Rotifera, Eurotatoria, Philodinida, Philodinidae.
AUGACAUUUCCAAAUUUAUUUGCUCAUAUCGAUGGUAUUGAAGCAGUACUUGUACUUGAUAAAGAUGGUACACCAAUAUUAAAACUGCCGUCGGCGGAAGUUGUCGAUCGGCUUGAUCUACGAACAGUUGUGCCAUCGGCACAAACAUUACAAGAUCAAAGUUCACGAAUGCAUUUAAAAAAAUUAAAAACUGUUGUUACAUAUUGGGCAACACGUCAAAUAAUAACAUAUAAUGUUCCUCCUUUGGUUUUUAUUGUUGCUGCCGACACUAAUGUUAAUACAGGUGCAUUAGUUAAUUUAUAUAAUGAUUUGCAAAAAGUUGCAAUAGAAGAUUUAGUUAAUAAAUCUUAG